Messenger RNA from Colletotrichum chrysophilum, 945 nucleotides. RefSeq lists its product as uncharacterized. Lineage: Eukaryota; Fungi; Ascomycota; Sordariomycetes; Glomerellales; Glomerellaceae. The transcript has 3 exons. Bases 1 to 945 code for a protein of 314 amino acids. The record is from RefSeq and is a predicted model, not a curated record.
AUGGCUUCCUCCGACCCCGAGUAUAUGGCCGAUGCGCCAGACGGCCAGGGUCGAUUCGAUGCCGGGACCAUUACGACGGGCGCGUUGGUCCUGGGCGGCGUUCUUACGUCGAUUUCGGUCAUAUUUGUCGGGCUGCGGAUAUUUACGAGGCUAUCUCUGGUCAAGAGGUCGCUCGGUGCCGACGAUUACACGUUGUAUCUUGUCCUCGCCGCAACGAACAUCAUCAUGGACAUUGUGUGCCUCAUUCUCCCCCUCAAGAUCAUCAUCCCUCUCCAAAUGCCAAAGCGCCAAAAGUGGUCCCUCAUCGCGUUGUUCGCAACCGGUGGCUUCGUCUGCCUCUGCGCCAUUCGACGGACAAUCCUCCUCCCACCCCUAUUCCAGAGCAAGGACUUCACCCGCGACGUCGAGAAGCAGCUCAACUGGGCCUCCGUCGAGGUCAACGCCGGCAUCAUCUGCGCGUCCGUCCCCGCGCUGAAGCCCUUCUUCAUGCGGUACUUGCCUAUGUUCGUGCACUCGCACAUCACCGGCUCGAGCAAGAAGUCGAACGCCAACUACCAGAACUACCAGACGUCGAUGCCCUACUCGACGACGGUGGAGAACAACAGGAAGCGGCGGAACGUGCAGUCGGAGGCGUACGAGCUGCACUCGCACGACGACCUGUCGCUGUCGUCGCACGAGAUGCCGAAGGCCGGGUCGGAUGAGGACGUUACGAAGCUUUGGUCUGGGAGUGCGUUCCGGAAUGACCGUACGAGCCAGUUGUUGACUACCAUCGAAUCCAAGACGAUGGAUAUGGAUGCAAAUAGCAUCGAUAGUGCGGGGGAGAUCAUGUCAGCUGAGGGAAGCAGCACGCGGCAGGGGUCGCAGGGGCCUACGAGGAUGGCGAGCUUUCAUGGUAUCACGGUCACGACGGAACUUGAAACCAAGGUUGACUAUGAGAAGACCUGA